This is a messenger RNA of Thelazia callipaeda (thelaziosis nematode), 690 nucleotides long. Lineage: Eukaryota; Metazoa; Nematoda; Chromadorea; Rhabditida; Thelaziidae. The record is from the annotation of a GenBank genome assembly.
AUGACAUUUUUUCAUUUUGUCAAUUGCGUUGUCUUGUCAUAUGCGCCAUAUUUUAUCGCGUAUAGGUAUUCUGGUUUAUCUGAAUAUUGCUCCAUUUGGAAAUGUACUUAUGCAGUGCUAGCGUAUUUGUUAACUCAACUCGGAAAAAUGUUGGUUCUUGCAACUUUUUUUCCAACAAGUGAUUUUGAUGGGUUUGACAUGAUACCGGAAGUAAUGAAAGCAAGUGCGGAUAUUUUUGAUGUAAUGGGUUUGCACACAGUGAUCGUUUAUCUUAUGGCAGGUAAAAGUGAAGUUCGAUUUCUUACUGUUGGUUUAGGUUGGGCCUUUGCGCACAGUGUUGCCACUAGAUUAGUUGGCCUUUGGGUGGGUGCUCGAGCAACUUCAUUUCACUGGAAAUACAUUCAGAUGGCACUAGACUCUAAUAUUGAUCUCGUUUUCUAUAUUGCAAUGGCGGCAUUGGUUUGGUUAUUUACUCGUAAUGACUUACGAUCCGGAAUGAGACGAGUUGUUGUCUUACUGAUCACUUUGUGUGUAUUUCAUGAAUUCAUAGAGCAAGCGUGUGCGAUAUACUUGGGUUUUCGAUCGUGGACAUUGCUUGGACUAAAAGCGGCUCUAACUACAGGACUUGCUACAGGAACGCUACUAGCGUAUGCAUCUCUUGGUUCACAUUCCAUGUACCAUCGCAGUUAA